This is a messenger RNA of Equus caballus (horse), 3379 nucleotides long. It is a transcript of the gene CSNK1E, whose product is annotated as casein kinase 1 epsilon. Gene Ontology annotation, cellular component: cytoplasm; nucleus. Gene Ontology annotation, biological process: positive regulation of proteasomal ubiquitin-dependent protein catabolic process; positive regulation of canonical Wnt signaling pathway; endocytosis. Gene Ontology annotation, molecular function: ATP binding; protein serine/threonine kinase activity. The record is from RefSeq and is a predicted model, not a curated record. NCBI's taxonomy places the organism in Eukaryota, Metazoa, Chordata, Mammalia, Perissodactyla, Equidae.
GCACAGCUGUUUUUCCGUCUUCCUGUUUUGCCUCCUGCCCCUGGCAUGAAAUAAGUGAGUCCUGUUUGUGAGGGUGGGAGGCAGCCAGGUGGGGCAGCGGGAUCCUAGUGUGGGUCCUAGGUAAGGAGACUCUGCCACUGAAUUGUGCUGGGGCGUGUGGGGCGGGUGGCAUGGCCUCUCUGGGCCUGAGUGCCCUGUCUGCAGAGGGAGGCCCCUCUGGGUAGUUUUCUACACUAGCCCUCUUGUAGACACUCUGAGAUCUUAGGGGUCCCCCAUCCCUCCCCGUGAGUUGGGGAGGAGACCUCUCUCCUGCAGGGCACAUUGCAAACUGGCAAGAUCUGGCCUCUGGGAAGACCAGGCCACACUGGGGAGGACUGCCCUCCACUUGUUGGUGCUAGAAGCCUGGAGUGGAGAUGCGGCGGGGGGACCCUGGCAUUUCUGAGUCCUAAAGGGCCUGUGGAGCCCCUUUGGGGUCUUCCGUUCGUCUCGUCCUGUCCCCUGGCGAUUGGAACUUGCUGGCGGUUGCCAUGGUAGCACCCCCAGGAUGAUCAGCUCCUGUGUCCCCCCUUUCUGUCACCCCCUUUGUCCUUGAUUUUCUUUUCAGGGUCUUGGCCAUUGUGACUGGCCUGCCCUUGAGAGGCUCCUGUUGGAGGGUCCCCAAAUGAGUGCCCCCCGCCCCCAAGGUGCUGGCUUGGCUGUUUCUUUCCAGGCCUGGUCUCCAGUUCCACCUUCUGCCUGGCCAUGCAGGCACCUGUUCUAAGCUUGCCUCAGCUAUUCCCUACCAAGAGUGAAUCAUGGAGCUACGUGUGGGGAACAAGUACCGGCUGGGACGGAAGAUCGGGAGCGGGUCCUUUGGAGAUAUCUACCUGGGUGCCAACAUCGCCUCUGGUGAAGAAGUCGCCAUCAAGCUCGAGUGUGUGAAAACGAAGCACCCACAGCUGCACAUCGAGAGCAAGUUCUACAAGAUGAUGCAGGGGGGAGUGGGAAUCCCGUCCAUCAAGUGGUGCGGGGCCGAGGGCGACUACAACGUGAUGGUCAUGGAGCUGCUGGGGCCCAGCCUCGAAGACCUCUUCAACUUCUGCUCCCGCAAGUUCAGCCUCAAGACGGUGCUGCUCCUGGCCGACCAGAUGAUCAGCCGCAUUGAGUACAUCCACUCCAAGAACUUCAUACACCGAGACGUCAAGCCCGACAACUUCCUCAUGGGGCUGGGGAAGAAGGGCAACCUGGUGUACAUCAUUGACUUCGGCCUGGCCAAGAAGUACCGGGACGCCCGCACCCACCAGCACAUCCCCUACCGGGAAAACAAGAACUUGACUGGCACUGCCCGCUACGCCUCCAUCAACACCCACCUGGGCAUCGAGCAAAGCCGUCGCGAUGACCUGGAGAGCCUGGGCUACGUGCUCAUGUAUUUCAACCUGGGCUCCCUGCCCUGGCAGGGCCUCAAAGCAGCCACCAAGCGCCAGAAGUACGAGCGGAUCAGCGAGAAGAAGAUGUCGACGCCCAUCGAGGUCCUCUGCAAAGGCUACCCCUCUGAGUUCUCAACAUACCUCAACUUCUGCCGCUCCCUGCGGUUUGACGACAAGCCCGACUACUCCUACCUGCGCCAGCUCUUCCGCAACCUCUUCCACCGGCAGGGCUUCUCCUACGACUACGUCUUCGAUUGGAACAUGCUCAAAUUCAUGCGGCCCCCCUCAUGCCAGCCCCCCGCCCUUCCCUGUGGACGACCCCAGGACCAACUAGGGUGCAGCCCGGAACCCCGAGGAUGUGGACCGGGAGCGGCGAGAACACGAGCGCGAGGAGAGGAUGGGCCAGCUCCGGGGGUCUGCGCCCCGGGCCCUGCCCCCUGGCCCACCCACGGGGGCUGCCGCCAACCGGCUCCGCAGUGCUGCCGAGCCUGUGGCUUCCACCCCAGCCUCCCGCAUCCAGCAAGCUGGCAAUACUUCUCCCAGAGCGAUCUCACGGGUCGACAGAGAGAGGAAGGUGAGCAUGAGACUACACAGGGGCGCGCCCGCCAACGUCUCGUCCUCCGACCUCACUGGGCGGCAAGAGGUCUCCCGGAUUUCAGCCUCACAGACGAGCGUGCCAUUUGACCAUCUCGGGAAGUGAGGAGGACCCGCCAUUGGACCAGUAUUUGCUUAGUGUCUUCACUGUAUUUUCUUUUAAAAAACAACAACAACAAAGAUGGGAAAAAAAACCACUCAAGAACAAAAAGAAAAAACCCAGCACAAAACCGACGAUGGAUUUUGUUUCUUUGAUUUUUCUUUUCUUUUCUUUUUGUUUUUUUUUUUUUUUUUGCCAACGGUAAAAAAAUGGGAUGCCCUCAGCACAGAGGAUUCUUGUCACUUUGCAUUUCCCACUGCCCACAACCUUUAGGCUGCCAAAUGCUCCCAGACACUGUGCUACACGUGCCGGACGCCGAGGCCUCACCCCCGCCGACCUGACGCUGGCUGGGAGGGAUGCGGCCUUCCUCCCCUGCCAUCAGGAGGUGGCCUGAGCGCUGCGGGGAUGAUGUGGUUGGUCAGAGGAAUGGUUUGGCUGGUUGCAGCCAAGUCCCACUGGGUGCUGUCUUGAGCCUCAGGACCACAGGAGACAGGCACAGCCCCCACCCCUUCAAGGUGACGGUGGCCGGCUUUCUGUGUUGGGCUUUUUCCAGUGUCCCCCUGAGUGUCUGGGUCCCUCCUUUGCCUCUCCAUGGAGACUUGAGGAGUGGGUGGCAAGGCAGUAGGGCCGAGAUUCCCUGUGUGCGUGUGUAUACGUAUCCGACCUGUACCUCCCAGGACAGCAGGUGCCCCACCCCACCUGCCAGGCUGAAUUUCUGUUCUCAUCCCCUAACAAGGACACGGAGGUGGGCAGUGACCUCCACAUCCCUCAAGAAGGGCGCAGAGGGUCCUCGCCACCACUGACCCCUGAGACUGUCAUCAGCCUGUGGCAGCCCCGUUCCCCUUUCCUGGUCUUAGGGCAGAAUCCGUGGAGACUACUUCCAGAAAGCAUGUGGCUCCUGGGUUAUAACUUAAUCUCCUGGUCCUGGGGUCACUUGGGGUCCCCUCCGUGCGUUCUUCCCCCCUGAGGAGCCUGGUUUAGGGCUGGGCACAGGACUUAUCCAUCCCGCCCAGUUAACACCUGUUUUUACUUUAUUUUUGUUUGUUUUCUCCAUGUGUGUAUUUCCUAAUUUAUUUACCUCUGUUUCCCCUUUUUUCUUUUUCUUUUUUUUAAUUAAAGAGCAAAGCUUUUUAUUACUUUGUAAUUUAAAAAACUGAAAAAAAAAUACUGAAGAACUUUGGGGGGAAUUUUGUACUUUUUUCCUGUGUAAAUAUUGGACUUUUUUGAGCUUUAUUGUGGUUGUUAAUUUGAAGUAAUAAAGUAGAAAAGGAUAAAGUGA